Guillardia theta CCMP2712 is the source of this 1485-nucleotide messenger RNA. RefSeq lists its product as hypothetical. The record is from RefSeq and is a predicted model, not a curated record. The transcript is spliced from 3 exons. Bases 1 to 1485 code for a protein of 494 amino acids. NCBI's taxonomy places the organism in Eukaryota, Cryptophyceae, Pyrenomonadales, Geminigeraceae.
AUGUCGAACUUUUUCGGUAACCUGAACAACCCGCGGAUGCCCGAGGUGGUGAUGAACCAGGGCCCGCUCCCCCCGCUGAGCACGGACAACCUGCCGUACGGGUUGAACGGGACGGCGAAUGCGAGGAUCAACUACAACAACGCCCUGCUGGGUGACAUUACCCCUUACGUCUACGGGGACUCUGCACGCAUCACCACGCAGACCUCCUACCUCAACGUCCCCUACAGGAUCCAGAAGAUCGUGCCCGAGCUCUACCUCCCGCCCAUCGGGGAGGGCCGCGGGCUCAUCAAGGUGUCGCACGCCGUCGAUUAUGGCGACAUCGCCUGGACCCUCCGCCUGCGCAACAUCUCCGCCACCCUGGGAGUCUUCAUGAAGUCGGCGGAGGGCAUAAGGGAUAAUGGGACCCACAUCACCGCCUUCAUCAACCUCUCCACCGUGAAUUACAUCCUUCUGGGUUUCCAGAACCUUUACCUCAGGGUGGAAGCAGCGGUGGCGGCGGGUGCUUUGUUCCGGAGCACCGCCUCGGAUGAGGCUUGGUUGAGGCUCUGGUACGACCUCUUCGAUAUGACCGGCAGGCCGGACGACUUCAUCACCUGGACAAGAAGCCUGGUCAAUCACUACAUCGGCCCCUAUCAACCUCUCACCUUUGAAGACCCGACGUCUACUGUGUACUCUCCCUACCUAACAGACCAAGGGUCAGGCCAACCAACCUGCAUGCUGACUGACUACGAGGAGUGGAACGGCGACAUGCACGACAGGGUCAAGGAUCGGUACCCCGACGUCGACAUCAUCUGCACACACAACCCUCACAGCGCGACUAGCUUCUCGGUGGUAUUUUCCAUCCCGGAGCACGAGGGCAUGCUCUUGUACGUCGCGUGGAUGAUAUUCAUCGUCGUCACCAACGCCUCCGUGGUGUUCCAGGCCCUCCUCCUCCCCCUCUGCCGCGCGGACGGGCAUCAAAAAGGCAUGGCGGAAAGAUCAAGUGGUCCGGCGUAUGCGGCGAGCAGCCAAGACAGUGAGAAAAGGUCGAGUUGGAUGCAUACCUCCUGGGAUAACUAUGUCUUCAUGGUGAGCUUCAUUAUCCAGUUCAGCCUGGCGUUCUCCUUCCUCGUCAUCUUCUCGGUGCACGUGAUCGAGUUUGGGUACAACUCUGGCAGCAUGCGGUUCCCGAUCUUCAAGUCUUUGUACACCAACGUCUAUGGCCAGCCCAUCGGCAGCCAGCGUGUGACACUCUUCGGUGAGACGAGCGUGCUGAAGACCACCGUGGGUGGGACAUCCAGCUACAUGCCCGUCGCCCCCUUGCCCCUGAGUUUCGACAGCCCAUCUUUUGCCGGGCAGAGGCCCUAUACGUAUUACUACUGCAACGACACGGCGUUCACGUCCACCAUCGCGGCGAACGAUUGGAACAGGCAGAUGUCGCUCUGCCACAUUGAGCGGUCGAAGCAGGUCGCCAUGUACAAAAACGACCCUGUCAGCCUCACCUAG